AUGGACGCCUUCAAGUUGGAGCCGAGCGGGAGGGUGUGAGCGCGCCGGGGGCCGGGAGCCCGCGCCGCGCAGCCCGGCAGCCGGGCGCGCCGGGGGUGGGUCCCUCUCCCCAGCCCGGCUCUGCGUGGAAGGAGAGGGCGGGGACCGGCGCGAGGAGAGCGGAGGAGGAGAAAGGGGGCAUGACUCGGGCAACUUGCGGCGGGCGUCUGCCGAGCCUCUGAGCCGGCGGCGGCCCGGGGCCCGGAUUGCGGCCGCGCAGAUCCUACCCAGCCCACCCCGCCCGGCCGACGGCUGAGGUUGGCCUGGAUCCUCGGAGCGCCCACCGGCCAGCAGGGAUCGCCUUCGAUUCCAGGCUGCUUUCUGGAGCGCGAGGAGCGCUCUCCUCGCGGCCCCUCUCGCCGGAUCCCCGGCCCCCGAUGGCUCGGAUGGGGCUUGCGGGCGCCGCCGGACGCUGGUGGGGACUCGCUUUCGGCUUGACCGCCUUCUUCCUCCCAGGUGCCCACAGCCAGGUGGUCCAGGUGAACGACUCCAUGUAUGGCUUCAUCGGCACGGACGUGGUGCUGCACUGCAGCUUUGCCAACCCAUUGCCUGGCGUCAAGAUCACCCAGGUCACGUGGCAGAAGGCCACCAACGGCUCCAAGCAGAACGUGGCCAUCUACAACCCCGCCAUGGGCGUCUCAGUGCUGGCCCCCUACCGCGAGCGCGUGGAGUUCCUGCGGCCCUCCUUCACCGACGGCACCAUCCGCCUCUCCCGCCUGGAGCUGGAGGACGAGGGCGUCUACAUCUGCGAGUUUGCCACCUUCCCUGCCGGCAAUCGAGAGAGCCAGCUCAAUCUCACUGUGAUGGCCAAACCCACCAACUGGAUAGAGGGCACCCAGGCAGUGCUUCGAGCCAAGAAGGGGCAAGAUGACAAGGUCCUAGUGGCCACCUGCACCUCGGCCAAUGGGAAGCCUCCCAGUGUGGUGUCCUGGGAAACACGGCUGAAGGGCGAGGCAGAGUACCAGGAGAUCCGGAACCCCAAUGGCACGGUGACCGUCAUCAGCCGCUACCGCCUGGUGCCCAGCCGGGAAGCCCACCAGCAGUCCCUGGCCUGCAUUGUCAACUACCACAUGGACCGCUUCCGGGAAAGCCUCACCCUCAACGUGCAGUAUGAGCCUGAGGUGACCAUCGAGGGGUUUGAUGGGAACUGGUACCUGCAGAGGAUGGAUGUUAAGCUCACGUGCAAGGCUGAUGCCAACCCCCCAGCCACCGAGUACCACUGGACCACGCUGAAUGGCUCCCUCCCCAAGGGCGUGGAGGCCCAGAACAGAACUCUCUUCUUCAGAGGACCGAUCAACUACAGCCUGGCAGGAACCUACAUCUGUGAGGCCACCAACCCCAUCGGCACCCGCUCGGGCCAGGUGGAGGUCAAUGUCACAGAGUUCCCCUACACCCCGUCUCCUCCCGAACACGGGCGGCGCGCAGGGCCAGUGCCCACGGCCAUCAUUGGGGGCGUGGUGGGGAGCAUCCUGCUGGUGCUGAUUGUGGUCGGCGGGAUAGUGGUGGCCCUACGCCGGCGCCGCCACACCUUCAAGGGUGACUACAGCACCAAGAAGCACGUGUACGGCAACGGCUACAGCAAGGCGGGCAUCCCCCAGCACCACCCGCCCAUGGCCCAGAACCUGCAGUACCCCGAGGACUCAGACGACGAGAAGAAAGCCGGCCCGCUGGGUGGAAGCAGCUACGAGGAGGAAGAGGAGGAGGAGGGCGGUGGUGGGGGCGAGCGCAAGGUGGGCGGCCCUCACCCCAAAUACGACGAGGAUGCCAAGCGGCCCUACUUCACCGUGGAUGAGGCAGAGGCCCGUCAGGACGGCUAUGGGGACCGGACUCUGGGCUACCAGUACGACCCCGAGCAGCUGGACUUGGCCGAGAACAUGGUCUCUCAGAACGACGGGUCUUUCAUUUCCAAGAAGGAGUGGUACGUGUAGCCCCCCUUUCCAGAGCCUCUGUCUGCACCCCCUGGGUCCCAGCCCCGACCCGCACGCCCCCUGCCCACCCCCCAACUCCCAUUCCUCCAGGAGCUCAGCAGAGACUCAUUCAGCUGCCCAAAGCUGGCCCCACGCCCCCAGGGAACCGGGAGCCCAGGGCCUGGACCUGGCUUUGUUUUGACUUCCUCCCUGGCCCCCACCCUCCCCCAUGGAGUUGUGUUCACUGUGGCUUUGGUGUUGCUGUACCUUUCCCUCCUGACCCCAUCUGCUGCCCUUUGCAGGGAGCCCUGUUCUCGUCUUGUGUACCUGGGCAUCCCUCCAGGGUUUGGGGAGCCAGCCCUCCCCCCCAACACUGGAAUUUGUUUGUGUCCUCUCCCUUGCGGGUGGAGGGCUGAAGGGGCUCCAAGAGGGAGAGCCCCCACCCCUCAGCCACCCAACCCUGGAUGCUGCUCCUCCUUCCCUGGGAGAGGGAACCUGGCACCCACCCCCCC
Molecule: messenger RNA, 2458 nt
Organism: Camelus dromedarius (Arabian camel)
Lineage: Eukaryota; Metazoa; Chordata; Mammalia; Artiodactyla; Camelidae
Gene: NECTIN1
Product: nectin cell adhesion molecule 1
Exons: 6
Coding region: 417-1967 (516 amino acids)
Biological process (GO): heterophilic cell-cell adhesion; protein localization to cell junction; homophilic cell-cell adhesion
Cellular component (GO): adherens junction
Source: RefSeq, a predicted model, not a curated record